Labeo rohita (rohu) is the source of this 4616-nucleotide messenger RNA. RefSeq names its product gamma-aminobutyric acid type A receptor subunit zeta (gene gabrz). Gene Ontology annotation, molecular function: neurotransmitter receptor activity; extracellular ligand-gated monoatomic ion channel activity; GABA-A receptor activity. Bases 283 to 1626 code for a protein of 447 amino acids. Lineage: Eukaryota; Metazoa; Chordata; Actinopteri; Cypriniformes; Cyprinidae. Gene Ontology annotation, biological process: signal transduction; nervous system process; regulation of membrane potential. The record is from RefSeq and is a predicted model, not a curated record. Gene Ontology annotation, cellular component: neuron projection; synapse; GABA-A receptor complex. The transcript has 10 exons.
CUGAAUCAUCACUGAUAGGUUCUUCUCCUAUGAGCACAGUGCAGAAUGUGUCUGGGAUGCAACCAGUAGUUUCGACUGACUGCUGUGAAGUAGUUGCGCAUCACUGACGGAUUCCAGCGCCUUGAAAACCGCUGAAAGUCACGUCUUUCUUUUCACAGAACUAAAUGGCUCGGACUUACAACCGAUACAACAUAUGCAGAUGAGUGAUUCGAUGUUCUAAGCGUUUGGGAAAUGCAAACGAUUGCCCGCAUUUAAAUUCAGACGCGUAACGCUCAAGCAGCCAUGCAUUUGUGUAGCUCCGUGGGCUCUUUGCUCCUCCUCCUUUUCAUCAGCAGGAGCAUGGAAAGCUCUGACGCCAGCACUGAGGAGAUCUUGCCUCCCACCAUUCAGAAACUGAUGAAGGGAUACAACAAGUACCUUAGGCCAUUCUUCGGCAAUGGGCCUGUUACUGUUGGAAUGAGUCUGGAUAUCGCCAGCAUAGACACUAUAUCGGAAAUCAACAUGGAUUACACAGCCACCAUCUUUCUUCGUCAGCGCUGGACAGACGAGCGCUUGUGUUUUGAUGGCAAUAAGAGCUUGAGUCUGGAUGGGAGACUGGUGGAGCUCCUUUGGGUCCCUGAUACGUUCAUUGUGGAUUCCAAGAAAUCCUUCCUGCAUGACAUCACUGUCGAAAACAGACUGAUCCGGAUAUUCCCCAAUGGAACUGUGCUGUAUGCCCUGAGAAUUACCACAACGGUGGCCUGCAGUAUGGAUCUGACCAAAUAUCCCAUGGACAGACAGACGUGCAUGCUUCAACUUGAAAGCUGGGGAUAUAAUGUGAAAGAUGUGGUUUUCUAUUGGACACGGGGAAACCAGUCUGUUAGCGGUCUUGAUAAUUUACAGCUGGCUCAGUACACCCUUGAGGAUCACUACACCUCUGAAUCUGAAGCCGUUUAUGAGACUGGUAAUUACCCAAAGUUGAUUUUCCACUUCAAACUCAAGCGAAGCAUCUUAUAUUUCAUUCUGGAGACGUACGUUCCUUCCAGUGCCCUGGUGGUCCUGUCUUGGGUCUCAUUUUGGAUCAGUCAGUCUUCAGUACCUGCUCGCAUCUGCAUCGGAGUGACCACAGUCUUGACUAUGACCACUUUGAUGAUGGGAGCCCGCACGUCUCUACCCAAUGCCAACUGCUUUAUCAAAGCCAUCGAUGUGUAUCUGGGCAUCUGCUUUAGCUUCAUCUUUGGCGCUCUGAUUGAAUACGCUGUCGCUCAUUUCUGCACGUUACACCAGCCAAACGCUGCCAAUGCAUAUAUGUAUGGUCAGGAAAUGCAGGAGCGCGAGGAUGAGAUGAACGGCAUCGUCACCUCCAUCGGCAGCCACGCUUUGCGGGCCCGUAAACGGGAGGAGAUGCUGUCCCGGAUGGGCAGCACUAACAACCCCACCCCCAGUGAAAGUAAGGAGGAAAUCAACUCCUCACAGCCACAGACCCACUGCACCAAGUGCAUGUCGACGGCACGGCAAAUCGUGCGCUGUCUAAACUGCUGUAAAGUGGAAAACCCGCACUACAUCGACAACUACUCAAGGCUGACCUUCCCCCUCUCCUUCAUCUUCAUCAACCUCCUCUACUGGACAUACUACUUAUACUUCUAAAGCUCCUGUUGUCUGUGUGUGUUGAGGGGUCUGUAGUGAUGUAUGUGUGUCCCUUUUUCUGUCAUAGUUUACCUAAGGGUUUUUACUCUUACAUGUCAGCAUGCAUUUCAGUUCAACUCGAGUAUGACUGACUGAGUUCAUGUCACCCAAGUACGUGUCAUUCCUUGAGGUACGCAGGAUCUGAGUGAGUUUGGACUGCACAGAUAUAUGCAGAUUUGUACCAUGUCAACACUUUGAAGUUGCAUCUACAUCUCUAUGUCAGGAAUAUGUGGCCUUCAUUUUCCAAUGGAGCUUUAGAUUAACUCAAAUCCACAACAAAAUCAGCCUAGCUGUAAAUUGCAAUAUGACUUUAUGAUAUCUGUACAAUUUGAAAUUGACCUGAAUGUAAGUAUGAUCACUUGUCUUUUAGCACAAAAAGCAUGAUUUAUAAAUCACUGUUGAUAAAAGUAACAAAACAUAAGCAAUUCAAAACAUCAGAAUCGUUUCAGCAUGUUUGACAGCUAAUUGUAAUAAUAACUGGACCAAAGAUUUAAUGUGUAAUUAAUGUUCAUAAUUACAAUCUGAAUUCAUAUGAGCACAAGUUAUUAGGGCUGGGUAAAAAAUAUCCAUUUCUCGAUUUUAAUUGAUUCUCAUUUUCACGAAACGAUAUCGAUUCUUAAAUCCAAAGAAUAGCCUAGCUAUAUAUAGUCUAGCCUGUUUUCAGUUAAUUAACUGAACAUUGUAGCGCCACCUGAAGCGUAAUAAGCUUUGUGCUUUAUUAUUGUUGAUAUAAAACAAAGUCUCACAUUUCAACUUCUGUACAUUUUAUGACUGCAUUCAAACAGUAAAUGCCGUUUUGGUGCUGUAGCGCCUCAGUUCAAGAGAACCGGAAGUGAAUUGAUCGUCUCCGCUUUAAUCAGUUUCAGUACGAAAUGAACAUAUUUAUCAAAUAAUAUGAUUAAUAUAUAUCAGAAUAAAGAGUACAACUUAUCAAAUCCGUAUCCUCUCUCAUGUAAUCGCUCAAUUGGUGUUUCAACGCGCAAAGACAUCGUCAGUAUUAACAUGUUAUAAACAGUGUCAUGUAACGUCACAUUUAGCUCAGAAUAAAACGUAUUCGGUGAAAACUCCUUAGUCAGCUAGAAAAAUGACCUUAAAGAGGAGCAUUUUGCUAAAUAUAUGCACAAUAUAACAUUCAUUAUAAAUGUUACUUUUAUGUUUAAAUAAAUACGUCAGGUUUGUAUAAAACUUAUAAAAACUUAACUGAGUGUAGGCUAAUUUAACCUUCAAUAUUUUUUGGCAUGAAAAUUUGUCAUGUACUGUACCUGAUAUAAAAAAUAAUCGAAUCGAAUCGCAAGCUUGUGAAUCAGAUUUUAAUUGUGAAAUUUGUGUCAAAACCCAGCCCUACAAGUUAUACAUUGCUUUUGGGGCAUAUGCUGUAUGUAUUUGCAAAUUCAGCAGUCAUAUGUCUUGUUAUCAGCUGCCAAACAAGAAUCAAGCCAGUUUUGCUCAUUUUCUCUUGGCGAGCUGAAUGGGAAUAAUCUUUUAGGGUUAGACGUUCUGAUUAUGAAUUAUUUGAAUUAUUUGCAUGAUCAUUUAUUCUGCUGUAUAUUGUUGUAUUUAUUAAUUUAUUUAUUGUUAAUGAAAUGCUUUUAUCUGAACUAAAGCUCUUUGACCUAGUUAAAGUUGGGCCAUUAAAGGAAUAGUUGACCCAAAAAUGAAAACAUGCUGAAAAUUUUCUCUUCCCCAGGCGGUGCAAGAUGUAGAUUAAUUUGUUUCUUCUCUGGAACAGAUUUGGAAAAAUGCAGCAUUACAUCACUUGCUCACCAAUGGAUCCUCUGCAGUGAAUGGGUGCCGUCAGAAUGAGAGUUCCAACAAAUGAUAAAAAAUCCAAGGCGUUUAACUUUAAACCAUUGCUUCUGGCCAAAAUAUGUCCAUAAUCCAAUAAUAUUGCCUCCCUGAGUGAAAAAGUCAACUGUUUAGGACUGUUUUUUGCUUGUAAACCAUGCUUCAUCAGUGUAAAUUUGAUCAGCUGUUUAAACUCACAUUCUGAUGGAGAGGAACAGUGAGCUUUCUCCAGAUCUGUUCUGAAGAAGAAGCAUCAGGCCUGAGGGUGAGUAAAUUUCAUUUUUUGGGUGAGCUAUUCCUUUCAGAACAGCACUACAGUAUUUUUGACAGCAGACUAUUUUUGUUGAAAAUGCCAAAACUGAGACAGUGAUGUGUAAAUUUGCUAAUGUCAUAUUCAACACUGACAUUUACAAGACUUCUUGGCAGAUUUUUAUGCAUUGUUAAUGUCAGUUGCUCUUAUUUGCAUAUAGUUUGCAGUAUACAUUUUUCCCACUGUCAACAUGUUUUGUUAUCAAUAUGUCAUAGAGAAUUGCUGGUUUGUAUGACCUUUUUCAAGAACGUGUUAUUCACCUGACCUUUGUGGGUAAAUCUUUUCUUUUACUGUGAAUGUCAUACUUCUUACAGGUGAAUAUAUUUUGUGCUCAAGCUGUACAAAUAUUUUUAUGUUCUCCUUUUGCACUGAGAUUUUGAAUUACUAGGCAAUAUUACUUUGCCAGAAAGCAUUUUGUUUUUGUAUAUACUGACUGAAUAUUGCAAAUGAUGUUGACCAAAUAGUAUUUAUUAUUAAUACUGUUAUUUUAAUAAUGCAUGAAAGUUGCAUACAAUAGUUAGAGAGACAACAGGCCAUGUUGCUAUGUUUUCCAUGCAUGAGGACUUAUGCAUCUGCUUCCACGGAUUUGGACGUAAUAAAUCGUUGUACAUUCAGUAAGACUGGCUUUAAAGUAAUCCGUUUGAAACGUAAUAUUUGUUUGAAAAAUGCAUUUUAGUUGUUCAUAUACAAGUGUCUGGAAACAUUUAUUAACAUUUUGACAAAUGUAACUGCCAGGUUUCUUUGUACUGUACAAAAACAAAUAAUGGUAGUGAAAUUUAGCAAACACCACAAAAUCCUUCUAUCUUAGAGUCCUGCUGCUUCUUACUGGCAAGUCCGGUUCUCUAUAUUCCCCCUA